Cladocopium goreaui is the source of this 297-nucleotide messenger RNA. The record is from the annotation of a GenBank genome assembly. NCBI's taxonomy places the organism in Eukaryota, Dinophyceae, Suessiales, Symbiodiniaceae.
AUGGCUCCCGGGCCAGACAUCACCAGCCGUGAAGGCCCAUCCCCAUCGACUGCGACUUGGAGUCCUAUGGCGUAUCGCUGGAGGCGGUACAGACCAGCUUGGAAGCGGACAAGAACGUGGUGGGCAUCGUUAUUGCGCCUUGCUACGGAGUGCCUGCGCGGGACUUCGCAGCCAUUCAGGGCCUGUGCAAAGAGCGCGGCUUAUGGCUCUGCGAGGAUGCCUGUGAAUCCUACGGAGCCAGCUGUAACGUCAGAGGUUUCAAGGUUCCAGUGGGCUCGGUGGCGACCCUGUCUGUAG